Messenger RNA from Lepidothrix coronata (blue-crowned manakin), 532 nucleotides. RefSeq names its product charged multivesicular body protein 2A (gene CHMP2A). NCBI's taxonomy places the organism in Eukaryota, Metazoa, Chordata, Aves, Passeriformes, Pipridae. Gene Ontology annotation, biological process: protein transport; endosome transport via multivesicular body sorting pathway; late endosome to vacuole transport. Gene Ontology annotation, cellular component: ESCRT III complex; multivesicular body. The record is from RefSeq and is a predicted model, not a curated record. The annotation marks the transcript as partial. The transcript is spliced from 3 exons.
UGUCCCCCCGGGUGCCCCAGGUGUCCCCGUGCCCAUGGAGCUGCUGUUCGGGCGCCGGAAGACGCCGGAGGAGCUGCUGCGGCAGAACCAGCGGGCGCUGGGCAGGGCCGUGCGGGAGCUCGACCGCGAGCGGCAGAAACUCGAGGCGCAGGAGAAGAAAAUCAUCGUGGACAUCAAGAAAAUGGCCAAGCAGGGGCAGAUGGACGCCGUCAGGGUGAUGGCCAAGGACCUGGUCCGGACCCGGCGCUACAUCCGCAAGUUCAUCACGAUGAGGGCGAACGUCCAGGGCGUGUCCCUGAAGAUCCAGACCCUCAAAUCCAACAGCUCCAUGGCCACGGCCAUGCGCGGCGUCACCAAGGCCAUGGCCACCAUGAACAGACAGCUGAAGCUGCCCCAGAUCCAGAAGAUCAUGCUGGAAUUCGAGCGCCAGGCCGAGAUCAUGGACAUGAAGGAGGAGCUGAUGAACGACGCCAUCGACGACGCCCUCGGGGACGAGGACGACGAGGAGGAGAGGUGGGGACACACCCAGGGG